AUGCAACAGGUUCUGGUAUGCUGUCGACCUUCAAGUCCUGGAAGUGUUCCGUCCCAUAGGGCACACUUCCCAUUCCGUUUCGAUUUUCGAUGUACUACUAGUUUCAGAGCGCUAACAAUCCCUAGCACUGAUUUCAUAUCUUAUUUCAGUGAGCAAGAUCCUCCAGCAUCGCUUUUGAAGCUCAAUAUGAUUGCUGAGAGGGAGAAGGGGUGGCUGUUGGUGGUGGAAUCUCUCAUUGAAACCGUACCCGACGAUGACUCUUUGGGUCCUGCUGUGAUUACACUAUUUCUCGACGAAUGUCCCCUACCUUCGAAGGACACUGUUCAUCGACUUCUGUGCUCUCUUCGUCUUGAUCAAGCAACUUCUUCGUCAUCAACACGAAGGCGUAGCUGGCACCGCAAUACAUGCAUUGUUUUGGGUUCAUUGGCGGAGAAGCUUGCUGGAAGCAGCAGUGUCGCCAUGGACUUCUCAUAUAAAAUUUACUUUCAGUCGCCUCCAUUCACUCAGGCACGAGUGGUUCUUUUUGCACUUUUGGCUCUGGAAAAGUUCGCUCAAACGAGCGAAAAUCAGUUUUUAAUAUCGCGGAAAUUGGAAGAGUCUGCAACACAUCCACUCAAGCAACUGGAGGAAUGGCGAAAUUGCACAUCGAAUGCCAUGAAACGGCAAGUAGGAUUUUGUGCAACAUGGGCGCUUGAUAACAUCUUCAUAACGCCUAAUCGAACUUAUGCGUAUGAAAACACUGAUGUAUCGAAGAUAAAUGCGAUGCUCAAUCACGAGGACGUCAGCGAAUAUCUGAAGAUCGGACCAGACGGAUUGGAGGCUCGUUGCGACGUAUCCUCGUUUGAAUCCGUGAGAUGCACGUUCGCUGUACAAGAUGGCGUAUGGUUCUAUGAGGCCACUGUAUUCACUCCAGGUGUCAUGCAAAUUGGAUUCGCCACGAAGCGGAGUCGAUUCUUGAAUCAUGAAGGCUACGGAAUCGGUGACGAUGAGUCUUCUGUGGCCUACGAUGGUUGUCGUCAGUUGUUAUGGCAUAACGCCCACUCGAGCCGACACGAGCACGAGCCAUGGUGUCCAGGGGACGUCGUUGGUUGUUUGCUGAAUAUACCAAUGGGAACUGUGAUGUUUUACCUGAAUGGUCGUCCUUUGCAAAGGCCUCAUCUGGAGUUUUUGAGAAAUCGGCCGGUCGGUGAUGGAGUUUUUGCUGCAGCGUCGUUCAUGUCGUUUCAGCAGUGCCGCUUCAAUUUUGGAGCGGAACCAUUCAAAUAUCCUCCUGAUGUUGCAUUCAGCACUUUCAACGAUGGUGGGGCUACAUUAACAACGGAGCAGAAGACAAUUCUUCCUCGGCGAAGGCGAUUGGAACUUUUGCAAAAAGAACCAAUUCCUGAAGAUUACUGCACCAUAUGCUAUGCUCAUCCAGGAGACACUGUUUUGGAGCCUUGCAUGCACGGUGGUAUAUGCAACACCUGCUCCGUUCAAAUGGACCACUGUCCAUUGUGUCGACAACCUAUAGAAAAUCGCCUUCCGAUCAACGAUGCCCCUCCGAUAGCCAUUCGUAAGGUUUCUUCGUCACACCUGAUUCCCGCUCGACGCAUCUCGGCGGGUCAACCACUUUUUUCUCCUGCUCAGCGAAUUACUACGGAGUUGUGA
Haemonchus placei is the source of this 1647-nucleotide messenger RNA. The record is from the annotation of a GenBank genome assembly. Lineage: Eukaryota; Metazoa; Nematoda; Chromadorea; Rhabditida; Trichostrongylidae.